Molecule: messenger RNA, 1887 nt
Organism: Pseudophryne corroboree (corroboree frog)
Lineage: Eukaryota; Metazoa; Chordata; Amphibia; Anura; Myobatrachidae
Product: retinol dehydrogenase 12-like
Exons: 5
Coding region: 186-1148 (320 amino acids)
Source: RefSeq, a predicted model, not a curated record
CCGGCUGGGUGUAGAGCGGAAGAGGCAGGAAGAGCACCGGAAGCUGGGCUGGCUGGAGAAAGCCGCCAGACACAGGGGGACUAGUAGAUUAGGGCACAGUAGAUGCUAGAAGCAGAGCCAUGGAUCAUCAGUGGCGCAGGCGGUAGGAGCAGAGGCCAGUGUGGGCUGCUGAGCAGGACGAAGCCAUGUAUGUGCUGGUCACUGUGCUAGUGGCGUUACUUUUUACCCUGCUUCAAAGGCGCAUCAAGAGUAGACGCAUGUGUCUUGACGUCAAAAGAUUGGAUGGCAAAACUGUGCUUAUAACUGGUGGUGCAUCUGGAAUUGGGAAAGAGACCGCCAUUGCUCUGGCAAGACGUGGCGCUCGUGUCUACAUCACAAGUCAUGAUGAAGAGAAAGGGGAAGCAGCCCUCCGAGAGAUUAAAAAGGAGAGUGCAAGUAUGAAUGUGCGAUUCUGUAUCCUGAACAUGGCAAAUCUGCAAAGCAUCCGUAAUUUCUGUAAGGAGUUCUUAAAUAAUGAAAAGAGUCUUCAUAUCCUUAUCAACAAUGACGGAGUGCCCGCUGUGUUAGACUGGACAGACAAUGGUUUCAGUAUGUGUUUCGGAGUCAACCACCUUGGACCUUUUCUUCUCACCAACCUCUUGUUGGAACGCCUCAAAAGUUGUGCUCCAAGCCGCAUUGUUAACAUCACUUCCAAUGUCCAUAAAUAUCAAAAGCUGGACUUUGCUGACUUAAACUAUAACAUAGUGCCUCUAUUUUCAUACUGCCGCAGCAAAUUAGCUAAUGUGUAUUUUACCCAGGAAUUAGGCCGGCAGAUGGAGAGGCAUGGAGUCACAGCAUGUGCUGUACAUCCAGGCUAUGUUGUUGGUGAUUGGACAUCCAAGUUUUCCAUCCUGUUCCGUAUAGUGAUGUGUGUCAUCACGUCAUUGUUCUUCAUCUCUUGCCAGGCAGCCGCUCAGACUGUCAUAUACUGUGCUGUAUCGGACGACAUUCUCCAGCACAACGGUGGCUACUUCUCAGACUCUAAGCCGUGCAAGUUACAACCCCAUGUGCAGGACGCUGGCAUUGCCAAAAAGCUUUGGGAGGCAAGUGAAGCAAUGGUUGAGCUUACCUCCUCCCCCAGAGAACAUUUAGCUUCAAGAACAAGAUAGUUUCAGUAUAACUGAAUAUUUUAGUUCUUUAUCAGAUGUAUAAUGCUGAAUGAGAAAUAUUCAUUCUCCUGUCUAUACUAAGCGAGUUUGAAGGUAGCUUUGAAGAAUGUAAAUAUUUAAAUGAUCUUAAGUCUCUCCGUAUAGUGAUUUACACCUGCUGCUGCUUCUCCGGACGCUCCUGAGUGCAGCUCACGUGGAAUUUAAAUAAUGCUUUGUGUUCUCAGUCUAUUAAUAGGUAACCGUAUUGUAUUUCUGUCUCCGUUUGGUGUAAUAUUUGAAAUGACUGUCCCUUGUAUGUGACCCUUCCCUGCUAAUCAGUUCUUGAUAUAAGAAAGAGAUUUGUGACAUUCCAAAGUGUGUAUGUAUCUUACCAAUUCCCUGAGUAUUGUAUAUACUGUAACAUUAUCCCUGCAAGCUAUAGUAUUAUACUCUGUUCCUUAAGGCCUAGAUAGGCUGACUGCAAUGCACUUCAGACUGGUGUGCAUAGGGGGAAAAAUAUGCUGAUGUUGAAAAUGUUAUCUGAAAUAUAUUUAUGGUUACUUUCCAAAAAUAUACAUUCUAUAAAUGUGAAAAUGUUAUUAGCUGUCUUAUGUAAUGGCGUCUGUAUUUUAGAUAGGAGAGUACCCUUUUAUCUUUUGUUUUCUAUUAUUGAAGUGAAUAUGAUUGAUGUAGGGCAUGUUAUCUUGCACAACAAAUCCUUACCAGUACACUUUGUUUUUUAUUAAAGACUUACAUUCUG